AUGGGAGGUAGGGCAAUGUUGUUGGUACUAUCCAUCAUAUUGAUGAUUGGACUAGGAACAAGAGAGGUGAAAGCCCAUAAGUUGUUCGACCGUAAAUUGUUAUUAAAGGGGCUUGUGCAUGCCCAUGUGCAAUCUGCUCAUGGUCAAGCCCAUAUUCACGCUCAAGCUCAAGAUCAGGAUCAACUUCAAGUUCAAGGUCAUCAGGCUCAACUUCAAGCUCAUGCUCUGAAUUUAGCUAAGGUCCAGGCUCAACUUCAAACGGACGCCCAGACCCAGGAUUUAGCUAAAGUUCAAGCUCAAGCUCAUGCUCUGAAUUUAGCUAAGAUUCAGGCCCAGGCUCAACUUCAAGCCCAUGCUCAGGCUCAGGCUCAAGCUCACGCUCAGGUUUCAGAUGUAGUCAAGCUUCAGGCUCAUGCUCAACUUCAAGCCCACGCUCAGGUUCAAACCCAGGCUCAAGAUAAGCAUAAGGCUCAAGAUCAGGCUCAAGAUAAGCAUAAGGCUCUAGAUCAGGCUCAAACUAAGCCUAAGGCAAAAGCUCAAUCCCCAGCUAAAGCUCAGGCUCAAUCUUCAGCUACACAAGCCCAUCAGGCCCAAGCUCAGUCUCAGACGCAGGCUAAAUGUCAAGAUCAACUUCAAGCCCACACUCAGGCUCAGGCUCAGGCUCAGGCUCAGGCUCAAGCCCAUGCUCAUGCUCAGUCUCAGGCUCAGGCUCAGACUCAAGCCCAUGCUCAGGCUCAUACUCAAGCCCAUGCUCAGGCUCAAGCUCAAACUCAAGCUCAAGCCCAUUCUCAUGCUCAAUCCCAUUCUCAUGCUCAAUCCCAUGCUCCGGAUCAAACUCAAACCCACACUCAAGCUCAAGUGAAGCAUAAGACUCUAGAUCAAGCUCAAGCUAAUCCUAAGGCUCAAGCUCAAUCCCCUGUUAAAGCUCAGGCUCAAUCUCCACCUACUCAAGCUCAAGCACAUGCUAAUGCUCAAACUCAGGCACAAGCUCAGGCUCAGGCUCAGGCUCAGGCUCAGGCUCAGGCUCAGGCUAAUGCUAAUGCUAAUGCCAAUGCCAAUGCCAAUGCUAAUGCCAAUGCCAAUGCCAAUGCUAAUGCCAAUGCCAAUGCCAAUGCCAAUGCCAAUGCCAAUGCCAAUGCCAAUGCCAAUGCCAAUGCCAAUGCCAAUGCCAAUGCCAAUGCCAAUGCCAAUGCUAAUGCCAAGGCUAAGGCUAAGGCUAAGGCUAAGGCUAAGGCUAAUACUAAUGCUCAAGCUCAAGCUAAACCUCAAGACCAACUUCAAUCCCACACUCAAGCUCGGGAUCAGACUCAUGUUGAGGCUCGUGCAAAUGUCAAUGCUCAAACUCAGGUUGAUCAUGUUCAUGCUCGUACAAGUGUCGAAGGCGUGAAAGCUAAUGUCCAAGUCACUACAAAACCUGUUGUAGGCGGUGUUGAUUCGAUGAAGAUGGUGAAUGAGCUUUGCGCGACAGCCACAUAUAAGGAUGCUUGCAUCAGGAGUUUAAGCUCGUUAACGAGUAAUUGCGGCAAUAAUCCUGGUGCAUACUUAAGAAGUGGUGUAAAAUUGGCUUUGGAUGAGAUAACCAAGGUCUCCACCCUCCCUAACACCCUCCUCCCAAAAGCCAACACGGAGAGGGCUAACUCAGCACUUAAAACUUGUACGGAUCUUUUGGAACAAUCAAUGGACCGCCUUAAAAUGGUUUCUGAUCAAGUGGGUGGGGCUGAUCUCAACAAAACUCUAAAGGACCCAACGGUUGUCCUAAAUCUCCGUCUUGAGCUAGGUGAUGUCAACACCUUCUCCACUAGUUGUUUGGACGAGUUCACCGAAGCUCAGGCUCCACAACUCCAACAACUUAUGCAAGCCGGUAUUGCCAAUGCCCAACAACUUGCAAUUAACAUGCUCGACAUUGUUUCCACCUAUCAAUUUUAA
Messenger RNA from Beta vulgaris subsp. vulgaris (sugar beet), 1926 nucleotides. Its product is annotated as general transcriptional corepressor CYC8-like. The record is from RefSeq and is a predicted model, not a curated record. Bases 1 to 1926 code for a protein of 641 amino acids. Lineage: Eukaryota; Viridiplantae; Streptophyta; Magnoliopsida; Caryophyllales; Amaranthaceae. The transcript is spliced from 3 exons. Gene Ontology annotation, molecular function: enzyme inhibitor activity.